This is a messenger RNA of Penaeus chinensis, 1802 nucleotides long. RefSeq lists its product as uncharacterized. The record is from RefSeq and is a predicted model, not a curated record. Bases 672 to 1424 code for a protein of 250 amino acids. The transcript has 9 exons. NCBI's taxonomy places the organism in Eukaryota, Metazoa, Arthropoda, Malacostraca, Decapoda, Penaeidae.
GACGUAAAAAGUCAGUGUUCAGACACCAGGUUAAUAGUACGUUGUAGUACAGGUGUAUAGAUAGCUAGAUCAAGCUAAGUUGGAGUGCCUUUAAAACAAUAGCAUAGGCUAACCUGUGCACCUCUGGAUAUAUGUCAAAUCCGACCCAAAGUUCUGAACCGAAACUAGUCCGUGAAAAAGAGAUAAAAUCAGGCAGUGUCCGUUAACAGAUACACAACAGAAGAACGUCAGAAAAGAUCCUCCUCCCUCUUCCCCCACAUCCCUUGGCGCAGACGGUGGCGCAGACGGAGAUUCUAUUGCGUAUUGCGCCCACCCACACACUCCCAAGUCCUCGGCCGACCCGCCCAGGAUGGUCUAGCCGCUUAUCGCACCUUCCUCCAUCCUUUAUCCACAAGGCACUCCUCAAACAGUGAAUCCUCACAUCCCGGCCCUCUCUCUUCCAGCUCCCUCUGUUCACGACAUCCUCCUCAGGAUUUCCUGUGGGAAUCGCGGACCCCUCACGCGACACAGCCAGGCCCGCACUCUUCGUGAACCCUGAAAACCCUGAGCUGACAGAACUCGGAGCUCUGAACCCUCCGCCUUGAGCGUGUGAGGUCGAAGCGGAGGCACCGGAGGAGUCUUUUGUGUUGGCAGCAAGUCUUCAAGAAAGAACCAAGAAUCCGAGAGGAGCUAUGAAGGGUAUCCUGGUAUGCCAGUGUAUCCUCGUGGCUCUCACUCUUGUCGCCACCGUGACACAAGGUCGAGCGCAUCCCUGGAGGAAGCCUGUGCAAGACAUUCGUUAUCAGAACCGUUAUGGUAACAUCGAAAAUGGCCAGGGAACACGACAACACGGGAAAGUGUCAAGUAUUCAUAAGCAUCACAGGACCCAGGGGCAGCCUGCAGAUGUCGAAGAGCUUCUCAAAGAGACGCUGAUGGAGCUGCUGGAGGACGCGGCGGAGAGGCGCCUCCCCCCCCGCCUCGAGACGAACGAACUUGAAGACAUGGGAAUUGAUGCUGAACAAGCAGCUCUAUACAGCGCUCGACACGCUGAUAUAGAAGAUAGGCCCCGCGAACACAACAGGCAGAGGCACCCGUCAACCAGCUACCAGAUUCACCAUGAGGAAGUCUGUAAAACCGUUAAGACCUGGAAGCUCAUCAACGAAACGGUGGAUGUUGAUGGAAACAAGGUGGUUAUAGUGAAUCCCAUAGAACCCAAACAAUACGUGUACAGCUACGAGUGCGUCUCACCGUGCACAGCCUGUAAAGGUGUGAUGGGGCAGUCCAUGUGCAAGAUGCGCUACAGUUACGUAAAGAUGUAUCACCGGAAAUGUUCGAACAACUCGAUGAGAGACGACGGCGCCGAGUGGGGCUUCGUGCAGGUCCCCUCCCACUGCGCCUGCGAACUGAUCCCCGACAACACCAACGACAACGAGUGUUUGAACUAAGACUGGCUGUGUCAGCAUCCUGCAUUCGUUCGCGAACCAGCAGGACCGCAUGCUGCCUCCUUCAUCCCUACAUGGCCUAGCGAGAAGGCUAGGCUGCCUUACAUAGUCCUACAGGAUCUCGGGGCAUCCCACUCUUGCCCUACACAUCCCUGCAGGAGCCCCCAGGUCACCCUGUACAGCCCUACACGACCUUCAAGUUGACCGAGGGCAGCCUCCUGGUGCCCCGCGUCGCUUGUGCGUCGACACCCGAGGGGCCGUCGCAUCAAAGUCCUUAUUCAUUAAAACAUUAGCAACACGCUGGUGACCUAUUAGUUCAUCCUAAAUGUUUAAAAUAAGUACCUGAUUCACAUGCGUUUGGGAGGCAAUGUGUCAACUAAG